This is a messenger RNA of Delphinapterus leucas (beluga whale), 8507 nucleotides long. NCBI's taxonomy places the organism in Eukaryota, Metazoa, Chordata, Mammalia, Artiodactyla, Monodontidae. The record is from RefSeq and is a predicted model, not a curated record.
GAGCGCACCGGCGUGCACAGGGCAAAAACGUGCUGCAGGAACUUCCUACCGAGGGAAAGAAAAGCAGGAGAAAAGGGGGCAGAGAGAGACUUGAAACGUCUCAGUAACUUUAAAAACAUACCAAAACACCCCGUCAGGAGAUGAGGAUGGCAUGCCGCUAUAAAUUCAUUGUUCCACCUCCUCGCAUCUUCACAGCGCUCGCGCUGCUCUCCGCGCUCGCAGCGGCCGACUGGGGAUGACGGCGGGCAGGAAGACACUGCAUCAGAAGGGACACGGACGCGCAGCUUCGCUGGCUCGCCGCAGGCCGCCCCUUGCAUUUCUGUUUUAAUUUUUAUGGCUUUUUUUCUUCUCUUUCUUCCCUUCCUCCCGGUUCCAGUAGAGUCAAGGAAACCCACAAAAUAAGAAAGGAAGCGGGCUCCGGAGCUUGGAACCCCUGCUGCCGGCGGGUCCCGAGCAGCAAGGGGGCUGGAGGCAGCACGCACCAGUUGCCCGCCUGGUGCGCGGCACCUUCCUUACUUUUCUCGGUGCUCCAAUCCUGGCUGGGGUUGGAUUGGGGUUUUUCCCCUUUUCUCCACAACCCGGCUUCUUUUUCUUUUCUUUUCUUUUUUUUUUUUUCAUUUAUUCUUUUUUUUAUCCUCUUUCGGGAGCACGAAUCCAAACAUUUUCCAAACCAACAAAGAAAAGUUCGCACGCUGGCAUCGCGGCCGGGACAGGCUGGCGCUGCUGCCGGGUCCCCCUCCCUCCGACACUUGACUCAACCUUGCAAGCAAGUGUAUGUGUGUCCCCACCUCCCGCCCCGGUAACUUCCAGAGCGAAUAACAAACCCCCAUAAAGUCCCCGUCGCGCAGCCCCUCCCCGCGGGCAGCGCACUAUGCUGCUCGGGUGGGCGUCCCUGCUGCUGUGCGCGCUCCGCCUGCCCCCGGUCGCGGCCGGCCCCGCCGCGGCACCUGCCCAGGAUAAAGCCGGGCAGCCUCGGGCUGCUGCGGCGGCCGCCCAGCCCAGCCGGCGGCAGGGGGAGGAGGCGCAGGAGCCGGCCGAGCCUCCCGGCCACCCUCACCCCCUGGCGCCGCAGCGCAGGAGCCGCGGGCUUGUGCAGAACAUCGACCAGCUCUACUCGGGCGGCGGCAAGGUGGGCUACCUGAUCUACGCGGGCGGCCGGAGGUUCCUCCUGGACCUAGAGCGGGAUGGUUCGGUGGGCGCCGCUGGCUUUGUGCCCGCAGGAGGCGGGCCGAACGCGACCCGGCGCCACCGGGGCCACUGCUUCUACCGGGGCACGGUGGACGGCAGCCCCCGCUCUCUGGCUGUCUUUGACCUCUGCGGUGGUCUCGACGGUUUCUUCGCGGUCAAGCACGCGCGCUACACCCUGAAGCCGCUGCUGCGCGCGCCCUGGGCGGAGGCGGAGGCCAGGCGCGUGUACGGGGACGGGUCCGCGCGGAUCCUGCACGUCUACACCCGCGAGGGCUUCAGCUUUGAGGCCCUGCCGCCUCGCACCAGCUGCGAGACCCCCACGUCCCCGCCAGGGCCCCGUGAGCGCCCCCCGGCGCACAGCAGCCCGGACCGACGCUGGGCGCUGGCCCCGCAGCUCCCGGACCAGUCAACUCCCUCGUCCGAUGGGGGUCAGAGACCACAGACGUGGUGGCGGCGGCGGCGGCGCCGCUCCGUCUCCCGGGCCCGCCAGGUGGAGCUGCUCCUGGUGGCCGACGCGUCCAUGGCGCGGAUGUAUGGCCAGGGCCUGCAGCAUUACCUCCUGACCCUGGCCUCCAUCGCCAACAAGCUGUACAGUCACGCCAGCAUCGAGAACCACAUCCGCCUGGUCGUGGUGAAGGUGGUGGUGCUGGGCGACAAAGACAAGAGCCUGGAAGUGAGCAAAAACGCGGCCGCCACGCUCAAGAACUUUUGCAAAUGGCAGCACCAGCACAACCAGCUGGGGGCUGACCACGAGGAACACUACGACGCUGCCAUCCUGUUUACUCGGGAGGAUUUAUGUGGGCAUCACUCAUGUGACACCCUGGGAAUGGCAGACGUUGGGACCAUAUGUUCUCCUGAACGCAGCUGUGCUGUGAUUGAAGAUGAUGGUCUCCAUGCAGCCUUCACCGUGGCUCACGAAAUUGGACAUCUACUUGGCCUCUCCCAUGACGAUUCCAAAUUCUGUGAAGAAAAUUUCGGUUCCACAGAAGAUAAGCGCUUAAUGUCUUCCAUCCUAACCAGCAUUGAUGCAUCCAAGCCCUGGUCCAAAUGCACCUCAGCCACCAUCACUGAAUUCCUGGAUGAUGGCCAUGGUAACUGUUUGCUAGACCUGCCACGCAAGCAGAUCCUGGGCCCCGAGGAACUCCCGGGACAGACCUACGAUGCCAGCCAGCAGUGCAACCUGACCUUCGGGCCCGAGUACUCGGUGUGUCCCGGGAUGGACGUGUGCGCCCGCCUCUGGUGCGCCGUGGUGCGCCAGGGCCAGAUGGUGUGUCUGACCAAGAAGCUGCCAGCCGUGGAAGGGACACCAUGUGGAAAAGGGAGGAUCUGCCUGCAGGGCAAGUGUGUGGACAAGACCAAGAAAAAAUAUUAUUCAACAUCAAGCCAUGGCAGCUGGGGAUCCUGGGGUUCCUGGGGCCAGUGUUCUCGCUCAUGUGGGGGAGGAGUACAGUUUGCCUAUCGCCACUGCAAUAACCCCGCGCCCAGAAACAAUGGCCGUUACUGCACAGGGAAGAGGGCCAUCUACCGCUCCUGCAGUGUCUUACCCUGCCCAGCCAAUGGUAAAUCUUUUCGUCAUGAGCAGUGUGAGGCCAAAAAUGGAUAUCAGUCUGAUGCAAAAGGAGUCAAAACAUUUGUGGAAUGGGUUCCCAAAUAUGCAGGCAUCCUGCCAGGAGAUGUGUGCAAACUGACCUGCAGAGCUAAGGGCACUGGCUACUACGUAGUGUUUUCUCCAAAGGUGACCGAUGGAACGGAAUGCAGGCCAUACAGCAAUUCCGUCUGCGUCCGGGGAAAGUGCGUGAGGACGGGCUGUGACGGCAUCAUUGGCUCGAAGCUGCAGUAUGACAAGUGCGGAGUGUGUGGAGGAGACAACUCCAGCUGCACAAAGGUGAUUGGAACCUUCAAUAAAAAAAGCAAGGGUUACACUGAUGUUGUGAGGAUCCCGGAAGGCGCGACUCACAUAAAAGUCCGACAGUUCAAAGCCAAAGACCAGACUAGAUUCACUGCCUACUUAGCCCUGAAGAAGAAAAACGGUGAGUACCUUAUCAAUGGAAAGUACAUGAUCUCAACUUCGGAAACCAUCAUUGACAUCAAUGGAACAGUCAUGAACUAUAGUGGUUGGAGCCACAGGGAUGACUUCUUACAUGGGAUGGGCUACUCAGCCACGAAGGAAAUUCUAAUCGUACAGAUUCUUGCAACAGACCCAACUAAAGCCUUAGAUGUCCGUUACAGUUUUUUUGUUCCCAAGAAGUCCACUCCAAAAGUAAACUCUGUCACUAGCGACAGCAGCAAUAAAGUGGGAUCGCCUACUCCACAGCUGCAGUGGGUGACGGGCCCGUGGCUCGCCUGUUCUAGAACCUGUGACACGGGCUGGCACACCAGGACGGUGCAGUGUCAGGAUGGAAACCGGAAGUUAGCAAAGGGAUGUCUUCUCUCUCAGAGGCCUUCUGCAUUUAAGCAAUGUUUGCUAAAGAAAUGUUAGCCUGUGGUUAUGAUCUUCUGCAGAGACAACUGGAUGAUUCAUCACUGACACAGUUGUGGUGAACACAAGGUCAACCGAAAGCACGGAAAGUCACACUUCAGGGUCAUUGUCAACAGGAGUCCGAUUAUGGGCAGAAUCUGCUCUCAGCGACCAAAUAAAGAUGCGCACUGCUUCAUGGGACAGUGGUGACCUUGGAAUAUAGAAAAACUUGGGAGUUAUUGAACAUCCCCUGGGCCUACAAGAAUACAAAAACACUGAUGAAUGUAGAAUCAGGGGACAUUUGAAGAUGGCAGAGCAGUCGCCCCCUUGUCACCUACCUCUUACAGAAUGUCUACAAAGGCAUCGUAAUCAUUUUCGUGCAUAUUAUUUACACAGUAGCUUAUUUUUACUGUUUGUAAAUACAUUCUUCCUUGGUAUGUCACUUUAUAUCACUUGGUUCUAUUAAAAAUAUAUAUAUAUAUAUAUAUAUAUAUAUUUCUAUAAAAAAGUGUUUGACCAAAGUAGGUCUGCAGCUGUUUCCACUCCUUCCAGUUUCUAGAAAGAGCUGUGGAUGUUUUACUGGAAAUUAAGAACUUGCUGCUGUUUUAAGAAAGAUUUAGUAUAUGUUCAGACUACAGGAGAUAAAAUUUUCGUCAAAAACCGUUUUGACAGCAAGAAUCUUCUGAGAAAUUCUGAAAAGAAAAAAGAAGCUCAAUAUAUCUAGUCAUUUAAAUACAUACAGGGGUCCAUUUAUUUAAGCCUUUGACUGCCUGUAUUUUUUCAGGCAGCCAGCCAAACUAAUGCAUAAUUAGGAAGUAGAAGAAAUGUUUGUGUGUGUGUGUAUGUUAUCGAGUCUAAAAAUUAGUUUCCUCCUGUUAGAAUUUAAAAAGAAAACAAAUACAUGCUUCACCAUAUUUUCAAGUUAUAUUUUCACAACUGCCUUCCCUUUCUAUGGUUCCCAUCUGAUAUCUCACAAUGUGUAAUAUACAUUCAGAACACACAGCAAAGAGUUUUCUAUCACCUUCAACACUGGUAUACCUCUUACCAGUGAGCCUUUAAAAUGCAUUUUGUUUUUGCUUGUUUGUUUUGUUCAAGGGUUCUGUAGGACCUACAAUGUUUUGUACUUCUUGUUGACUUGGUAGUUAGCCACAUCUAGAAGUGGUUAUCAUUAAUGUGGCUCGUGAAAAAAAAUAGUUAAUAUUAAUAAUACUGUUUCCACACCACAGGCAAUAAUUCCUUGCAUUGUUUUUUUUCUUAAUCCAAGUAGACUUAUACUGUACUUAAGACUUUUCCCAAUUAGAAAGCAUUUGGUUGUACCAGUAAGUGUUUGAGUGAUGAAAUGUGAUGGUCUUUGCAAAGUCUGCUCUUAUUUCCAUAGCCUGUCUAGGUAGGUGGUGAGUUAGAAUAGUUAGACUUGGAAAACUUUUACAGUCAUCUGCAUAAAAAUCUCAUAGACAGUAAACUGCAUCCCUCUACCCCAUAGCUCAGAAAACCUAAGAUAUUUCAUUUCAUUUGGUUUUUCUUUUUCUUUGUGAAAUAUCACAAAGCUACUUGUUUUUAUAAAAUUUUAUAAUAAUCAUACCAAAUGUGCCUAUUUUUAAAGAUUUGCAUAUAAGGAUAUUAGGGAACUAUUUCUUGAGUUUCCUUACGCUCAUGAGAGUUUAUUUUUAUUAUAAGAUAUUUUUAAUAUAAGAGAAUUAUGUAUUUGAUCUUGCUAUAUAGCACAUUCAUUUCAGGGGAAUGGAUGUCUCACUGUUUUAAGUAUUUUCAUAAGAAAUCAUUAAGAAGUCAAAACUGUUAAUCAUCCUUUGGGUUUUCAUAGACUGACUUUGCUUUAGAUGUGGUCCUUUUUUCUUAAUAAAUUACCAGUUAGAAAAAGGAGGCCUAUACAAGACUGGUAACCUCCAUUUGAUAAAGGUACCAGAUAUCAAGGACAGGGAGCAAAGCUGUUCAUAGCAGUCAGAAAAAAAAAUAAAAAAUAAAAAUCACACCGACCAUUGACUAUGCAGAGAGAAUUAAGAGAAGGACCAACUUUACUUUUUCCAGUAUUCAGAAUAACUUGAAUCAAGUACUUAAACUAUGACAAUUUUUUUUUAAUCUUUUGUGGUUAUAUUGACAGCAACAUUAAAAAAUAAUUGAAGAGCAAACAUGAUUGUGUCCUACUCUGCUUCUCCAUACUGUAUUCAUAGAUUUUUAAAUAUGAUUUACCAAUGAUUCAUUUUUUCCCCAAAUAUUAAAGUUUUACACUUCUCAUGGGAGCAACCCUAGAGAGCUUAGAGCAAAUAAACCACUAUUCCAUGCUUUUAAGGAGUUUCCUUUAGGGUUUUUUGUUUGGUUUGGUUUGGUUUGGUAUGGGUAUCAAUAGACUGACUAAGGAAUGUACGUCUAAACUCCUGAGAAAAUUUAUAGACUGGAAACUGAAAUUCAGAGAAAUGGAGUGUUUGGUAGACAUAGAGUAUGAUGAGCAAAGGGAAAAUCCUCUAUAAUGAAGAUAAUUCAGUUCAGUUUCACAUUGGGUUAUGCCUUUUACCUUUCCAUAGUUACAUCUUGAAUAGAGCGUAGGAUUCGGGAUGCUAGGGGCUACUUCCUAAAAAGAAAAAAAGAAAAAAAAGAGCUUGUCUAAAAAUGCUCAGGUUGGUAAGAAUCUAAUCUCACUCACAAAACUAAAUACUCCAGGUUGUUUCAUUAAAUACUAAGGGAGCCCAGAAGAAAAUAGCAUUUAUUUCUUCGGGAACAGAAAAAAGUCAAACGAAGCCCUCCCUUAUUGUUUAGAGCUUUAAGGACAUUGUUUUAAUUUAUUCAGCAAAUUCAACUUCCUCUGCCUUCCUGUGGAAACAGUUUUAGCACAUUAAGAAUGAAGGGAUUAAUCACAAACAAAAAAAGUUGCAGCACUGAAAAGAAAGUAAUUUAUUGUUUUUGCAACUGGUAUGUGAAUUUGUGUGAUAAAAUUAUUUAUUCUUAUUUAACAAAAAUAUGUGCAAAUUCUUCUAUAUUUAAGAUGUUUUGCUGUUGUCCUACUUUUUAAUUUAUGCUUCAUGUUUGUGUAUAAAGUACACUUUGUGAGUUUACAUAAUAUACGGCACUGGUUGCUUUUGUAUUUUUUUUUUACAGAAAGCUUUCUGUGUGAAACAGGUGUAUAUGUAUAUAUUCCUCAUGUAUUCUUAUUCUGAUACUAUCCCUUUUCUUCCUAAGUAAGUUUUAAAUUUAAUCUUCCAUGGCUAGUAGUGUUCAUCACUUGUAGUUAUUUUAAUAGGUCUUUUGGAUUCCAUUUAAUACUAAUUUUUCCAAGCUUCAGAUAAGAAAAGCAUUUAUUCAAGCAACUAAGGUCUAAGUUUUAAACUAGGAUAUAUAGGUAGCCUAGAAGCUUCCCAUAGAAGCUAAGACACAAUUCAAAAUCAGGUCCAUGAGCUUCACUGAUGAACUUUGGACAAGGAGCUGUUGAUACAUCACAGCCUCCAAGUGAUAUCAAUGAUAAUAAAACCAAAUAAUGUCUUUUGCUGCCCUAGAAACCCUCCUUAAAAUUAGUAUCAUUCAGUCUCUAGUAUCUUUAAGAUUCUAUAGAUGAGAGUAAACAAAGUGGAUUUAAAUGAUUCAAAUGUUUGUAGUCAUAACUGUUUCACCAAGUUUGGGAUCUCCAUUGAUACAAUAUGACUUUUUACUACUACAAGUUAAUCUCUUGGAGGGAUAAUAGGACUUGGGACAAGCAGGGACACCUCUGAGCACACCAGCUUGCUCCUGACUAUGAUUUCACAGUCUGGUCAUGGCAAUAAGGCAAAGCACCUUUGGAUACACAAUUGACUAGAUCAAUCUCUGGUUCUGAUGUUUCUCCCCUUUACUCCUUCCUCAUUGGACAAGGUCAUUGUAAUUGUUUAGGUGAGGGCAGCAGCCAGAGUCAAAGAAGUUCAGGACUUGUGCUAUAACUUAGAGUUCACUGUUUGUGAAAUAAGAUUGAAUUUAAUAAUGACUGGAUUUUGCUAAUAGUUUAUAGCUAAGUAUGAAAUCUCAUUGGUAUGAUUGGUGACUAUUAGUAAUCUAUUAGUAGUUAAACCUGAAGCCAUAAAAACACCUUAUUUUUUUUUAACAUUUCAAAGGUACAAAGUAAAUGAAUGACCUUGAAGACAGAAAUGGCCAUCCAAAGCUAUAAUAGAACCAAGUACAGGGUCAAGGUGAUCUAUCUUAUAGACACACAGAAAAGGAAUUUACAUGUUUUCUCUAUUAUUUUUCUCAUUUGUCAACAACAUGUAGUUUUAGGUUGUCAAACAGGUAGAUCAACUUAGCUCAACAGCCCACUGAAACAUACAAUCUUUCUAAUAGCUCCCUGUUAUCAUGAACUACAGAAAUGACUGCUCAAGUUAUAACACAUGAAACACAUCAGUCUAUACCACAUAAUUUUGUGUUCUAUUCAAUUAAUGUAUGAGAACAUACUGAAACACCAACCCACGCAUUAGUGAGCCAGAAAAUGAGAAUAUACAUAGUGUUUAGAUCAGAAAAGCUUUCAACCUGGCAAUUAUCUUUCCGGUGCCAUUAUAUCAUAAUUUUUAAUGCAGAUUUUGUAGAAAAGAUAAAGGAAUCUGUUGUUAGAAAACGCUGGUUUUAAAAUGGAGUAGGACUGAAACAUACACAUUCAUUAACCCUGUUAGUUGCACCCUCUUAAUAUUCUAGCACUAAGAGUAAGUUUGCUGUCUGUGGUCCUUAUCUCAUAGCUCCACUGACUGAUCCAUGUGUACUGCCAUAGGUCAAAUGAAAAAAAAAUAAACAAUGGCCCAUUAUCCUAUAAGGCACUGCCACAUCAGAGUGACCCAAGUCUAACACUGUGAGGAAAACUGUGAUUUAUAAAUAAAACAGGGCAUUUUUUCUUUUA